UCAUGGCUCAGCUGCUAAACCCUCGUAGUAAUCCCCUGAGAGCUUCUCUGGGCAUUUCCAUGGCAUGGCUGAUUGUCAUACAGCACGCAGGAACUUGUGAAAGCAUCCUUCACUGAAGCAGAAAGGAGAGAGCUCCCAUGGCUCGGGCCAAGGCAAUCUUUGCCUCCCUCAGGCUCGCUAGCUCGCUCCUCUCAGCUCAAGCAUCAACAACUGCUCGGCCGCUCCUGACUGACGCAACCCGGCUAUGUCUCGAUAAUCCUCACCCAUUUUUUUCUAUUGGUAAGCUAUUCUUGUCGACAAAGCCAACCUCUGUCUUAGAGCUCGUGCAGAGCUGCAAUUGGUCGGCUGAACUGGAAGCCGAGUUGAACGACUUGAUUCCCAUGCCGAACCACGAGACUGCUGUUUAUGUUUUAAAGAAGCUAGACGGGGAACCAGCGAAGGCCUUGGAUUUCUUCAAUUGGCUGUGCAGGAAAGAUGGGUUUAAGCAGAGCUCCGCUCUCUAUAGCUUGAUGCUCAGGGUCCUGGUCAUUAAGGGGCAGAUGAAGGAAUUCUGGGUCCUUCUGCGGAAGAUGAAGGAGCGAGGAUUCUAUCUCGAUGAGGAGACGUAUCUGACAAUCGCGGGGAUUCUUAAGAAGGACAAGAAGGGUACCGAUGCCAUGGCUCUGACCCAUUUCUACAAUCGGAUGAUCGAAGAGAAUGGUCAAGAUGCGGCUGUGAAGCGGAUGGUCGGUUCUGUGCUGGAUAACAGGUGGAGCAGCCAAGUGGAGAGAGAUUUGCAAGAGAUGAAAAUCUUGUUGACGGAUAAUUUUGUGAUUCGGGUCUUGAAGGAGCUGAGGAACCACCCUCUGCAAGCUCUCAAAUUUUUCCACUGGGUGGGCUCGUGCCCCGGUUUCGCCCAUAGCACUGUCACUUACAAUGCUGCCGUGAGAGUUCUUGCCCGGGGGGAUUCAAUUCAGGAGUUUUGGAGCGUCGUCGAGGAGAUGAAGCAUUUGAAUCAUGACCUGGACAUUGACACGUACGUAAAGAUUUCGAGGCAAUUUCAGAAGAGUAAGAUGAUGCACGAUGCGGUGAAGCUUUAUGAGUUCAUGACGGACGGUCUUUACAAGCCCUCAGUCCAGGAAUGCAGCUUGCUACUGAGGAGCCUAGCCGGUAAGGCUGAUAUAGAAUUGGUGCUUAGGGUUAUGAGGAAGUUCGAGUCCACGGGGCAGUCCCUCUCUAAGACUAUCUACGAUGGAGUUCUCCGGUGUGUCACUGCUGUAGGAAGGAUCGAUGUGGCAGAAGACAUCAUCGAAGCAAUGCGAAAUUCGGGCCACCAGCCUGAUAGUAUUACCUACAGUCAACUCAUCUUUGGGCUUUGUAAAUUAAGGAGACUAGAUGAGGCCUGCGAUGUUCUUGAGAAAAUGGAAAAAGAAGGAUGCCUCCCCGAUAUCAAGACUUGGACUAUCUUGAUUCAAGGCCAUUGUGAUGCUAAUGAAGUUGAUAAGGCAUUCUUGAUUUUUGCAAAGAUGAUGGAAAAGAAUGUUGAUGUCGAUGCGGAUGUGUUGGAUGUCUUGGUGAAUGGAUUUGUUGCUCAGAACAAGAUCGAAGGAGCUUGCAAGUUGAUCACUGAAUUGGUUCACAAAUUCCACGUACGGCCUUGGCAGGCGACUUACAAACAUCUGAUCAGUAAGCUUUUAGCCGUAAGGAAGCUUGAAGAAGCAAUGGAUCUACUUCGCGAGAUGAAGAGACAGAAUCACCCACCAUUCUCAGUCCCAUUCGUGGAGUAUAUUUCGAAGCUUGGGACUGUUAACGAUGCUGUUGAAUUCUUGAAGACAUUGAGUGUUAAGGAGUACCCAUCGGUCCAUACUUACUUCAAUGUUUUGCAAUCUUUCUUCAGGGAAGGCAGAGAUUCAGAGGCAAAAGAUCUCUUAUACCAGUGUCCUCCUCAUAUUCGUCAACAUCCUAAGAUGACCGAACUCUUUGGCUCUACAAAGGCUCCUGCAGUCGCUAAUUGUUGAUUUUGAUUUUCAAACACCUAAUACUUAGCUAGCUGAGAACAUGCAUCUAGUGUGCCCCCCCACCCCUCUCCUUCCCCUUUCUUUUAUUUAAUUACUCUGAAUCAUUAUGAGAAAAUGUCAUUAAGAAAUUUUAUGCUAUUGUUCAGUAAGUGAUUCGUUCCCCCUGUGUAGAACUUGUCUCAUGCACACCUCUCAAAUUUGAUGUCUUCGCAUAACUUACUGUAAGAAGCAAGAUACUAUAGUUAUACACAAAAGUUUUUGGAUAAGCAUAUUUCAUUAGAUCAGAAAAUAUUUACAAAGCCCACGACAUACACACAAAGGCUAGCAGCAUUUAUUGAAACACACCACCCUGGCAGAACAACAGAGAAGCAUAGAUAGGGUAAUUCUAUUGGAAUUUGGAAAGUAACUUAUUUGUAGGUUUUCCAUUUGCUCAGAUGGAUCCUGGGCCUUCUUUGAGUGAAACCAUAUGCUUCUUCGCCAUAGCCGGUACCUCCAUGGAUGGCACUGGCAGGACUCUCACUCUUCUGCUUAAUCAUUUCUGCUUUCUCCUGAGGCUGAUCUCUGGGAGACCCGUUUCUCUCCUCGGAGGCAACUCCGCCGUUGAAGGCCCUGUGUACAUUGGGGUAGUGAGGGACCCCCGUGAGAACACUCGUUGUCUUCUCGAUUCUCGAGAUGUGUUCGAGGUAAUCGCGGGAAGUAUUGUCACUGGUUCUCUGCAUUUUUUUUCCCACUUUUUUUGCUGAUCUUUUGAGUCUUGCUUGAGGUUUAUGUGGUUUGUGAAGGGAGCUUCAAAUUUAUAGAUGGCCCAUCUUUCCCCGGUGUUCUCUAGCGAUAAAGCAGAGCAUCUGAUUCCUCACCUCUCCAUCAUUGGACAGGUAGACGGCCAAGAAAAGCAGAGAACCGAUUACAGUGUUAGAAAGGUAUCAGAUAUUUCAGGUUCGUUGUCCCUUUCACCAAAGAAAAUUCACCUUAUUCCUUCGUUUAUGGAAGUGAGAAGAUGCAAUAGUUGCUGAACUUGUUUCGAAAUCUGCUGUAGUAUUGAUUGGAAAACUUAUCUCGGAA
This is a messenger RNA of Punica granatum (pomegranate), 3059 nucleotides long. The record is from RefSeq and is a predicted model, not a curated record. NCBI's taxonomy places the organism in Eukaryota, Viridiplantae, Streptophyta, Magnoliopsida, Myrtales, Lythraceae.